ACCUCUACAUUUCAUAGGAUGGUAUUCGAGUCUCCGGUUCCUUGUAGUAUAAUUUGAAUGGAUCAUGUUGAGGAGUUUUUUCAGAUUCUAGUUAGGUGUGGGGUCUUUUCAAUUCUUUGUUGGCCAUUCACACCCAUUACUGAUUUAGAAAGCUAUAUCAACUUCUUUGAUUCGUAGGUUUCCUGCACGAGAGAGUCAGGAAUGGUAAAUUUGUAUAAACCAUUUGUUUUAGUACUGUAGAAUGUGAGGAUUGUACAGGCAAACUUUGUGUUCACAAGGUAGUGAGAUAUGAUGGAAAGAUGGAGAGCCUUUGCAGAUUGGAGUGGCGAGGAGAACAAGAUGUUUGAGACUGCAUUGGCUAUCUAUGAUAAGGACACUCCUGAUCGCUGGCAGAAUGUGGCUUCUAUGGUAGGAGGAGGGAAGAGCCCCGAUGAAGUCAAAAAACAUUAUGAGAUUUUGUUGGAGGAUUUGAACUGUAUAGAGAAUGGGAAAGUGCCCUUGCCAGACUAUGCAUUUGAUGACAAAGUAAAGGGUGUAAUUCAAGUUGAUGGGGAACGUGAGGAAGGAAAGGGAAAGGCCUCUCCUUGCCAAGACAUCCAUUGGACAGAUGACGAACAGAGGUGAAGCAAAGUCAUAAGUGAUUCCAGGAGAAAAUUUCUGUGAUGAAUAGGGAAGCAGUGCACUAUAAGAAGUGCAAAUGGUGAAGCAGAAAGAAGAAUACACUAAGGACAUAAAUGAAUGGAAGCAGAAGUCCUUGAUUUUGGUGCUCAGCCUAGCAAAACAACACACUAAACUGUAGGAGUGACAUUGGAAGUUGGAGAAAUUUUCAGGAAUGGAAAAGGAAAAGUCAUCCUAGGAAACUCAAGUGCUAUAGAUCCAAAGAGAUUAUGAAUUUGAGUCGGAUGUAUAAAAGGGGUUACUAGGAAAGCUCUAGAGGUAUCAUGGUCAGUAACAUAAGUGUAUCAGAUAUUGGAAUCAGACAAUGCAGUUCUUCAGCCCUAAGUGAGGUGUGAUGUUGAUGAAUACUGUAUUCUGGCCAUGUUGUGCAGUAGUUAUUGCAUAGUCUGGGUCAUUUCUCUGACAAGUCCACACAUAUUGUUUAUGUUGUCAACCAAAGUAUUGAAAUAUUUACCCAUUCCAUGUUUGAAAUCAUUA
Cryptomeria japonica (Japanese cedar) is the source of this 1155-nucleotide messenger RNA. Its product is annotated as transcription factor RADIALIS. The record is from RefSeq and is a predicted model, not a curated record. Lineage: Eukaryota; Viridiplantae; Streptophyta; Pinopsida; Cupressales; Cupressaceae. The transcript has 2 exons. Bases 289 to 624 code for a protein of 111 amino acids. Gene Ontology annotation, molecular function: DNA-binding transcription factor activity.